AUGCCGGACACUCCAGUCAAAUCUGAGGCUGUGGCGGAGGGGGAAGUGAGAAAGGACUUUAGCACGGCAAUCCUGGAGCGAAAGAAGAGCCCCAACCGCCUGCUGGUCGAUGAUGCCGUGAACGACGACAACUCCGUGGUUACCCUGCACCCCAAGACCAUGGAGACGCUGGACCUGUUCCGCGGCGACACGGUGCUGCUGAAGGGCAAGAAGCGCAAGGACACGGUGUGCAUCGUCCUCUCCGACGACACCUGCGAGGAGGCCAAGAUCCGGCUGAACAAGGUGGUGCGCAAGAACCUGCGCGUGCGCCUGGGCGACAUCGUGUCGGUGCACCAGUGCCCCGACGUCAAGUACGGCCAGCGCGUGCACGUGCUGCCCUUCGAGGACACGGUGGAGGGCAUCACGGGGAACCUGUUCGACGCCUUCCUCAAGCCCUACUUCGUGGAGGCCUACCGCCCCGUGCGCAAGGGCGACACCUUCCUCGUCCGCGGCGGCAUGCGCACCGUGGAGUUCAAGGUCGUGGAGACCGACCCCGCCGAGUACUGCAUCGUCGCGCCGGACACCGAGAUCUACUGCGAGGGCGAGAGCAUCAAGCGCGAGGACGAGGAGCGCCUGGAUGAGGUAGGGUACGACGACGUGGGCGGCGUGCGCAAGCAGAUGGCCCAGAUCCGGGAGCUGGUGGAGCUGCCGCUGCGCCACCCGCAGCUGUUCAAGACCAUCGGGGUGAAGCCGCCCAAGGGCAUCCUGCUGUACGGCCCCCCCGGGUCGGGCAAGACCUUGAUCGCGCGCGCGGUGGCCAACGAGACGGGCGCCUUCUUUUUCCUCAUCAAUGGCCCCGAGAUCAUGAGCAAGCUGGCAGGGGAGUCCGAGUCCAACCUGCGCAAGGCGUUCGAGGAGGCGGAGAAGAACGCGCCCGCCAUCAUCUUCAUCGAUGAGAUCGACUCCAUCGCGCCCAAGCGCGACAAGACGCAGGGCGAGGUGGAGCGCCGCAUCGUCAGCCAGCUGCUGACCCUGAUGGAUGGGCUGAAGUCGCGGAGCCACGUCAUCGUCAUGGGCGCCACCAACCGCCCCAACUCCAUCGACGCCGCGCUGCGCCGCUUUGGCCGGUUUGACCGGGAGAUCGACAUCGGCGUGCCGGACGAGGUGGGCCGCCUGGAGGUCCUACGCAUCCACUCCCGCAACAUGAAGCUGGGGGAGGACGUGGACCUGGAGGCCGUGGCGCGCGACACCCACGGCUACGUCGGCGCCGACCUGGCCGCCCUGUGCACGGAGGCCGCGCUGCAGUGCAUCCGCGAGAAGAUGGAUGUGAUCGACCUGGAGGAUGACAGUAUCGAUGCGGAGGUGCUCAACUCCAUGGCGGUGACCAUGGACAACUUCAAGACCGCUCUGGGGCUGAGCAAUCCCUCCGCGCUGCGCGAGACGGUGGUGGAGGUGCCCAACGUCACCUGGGAGGACGUGGGCGGGCUGGAGGGCGUCAAACGCGAGCUGCAGGAGACGGUGCAGUACCCGGUGGAGCACCCAGACAAGUUUGAAAAGUUUGGCAUGGCGCCCUCAAAGGGCGUGCUCUUCUACGGCCCGCCAGGCCACUUGACACCACAUUCUGCACUCUGGCAGGAGGAGCUGCCAGACAAGGAAGUGAAGCCGGAUUUCGGUUUGUCGGGAGCACUGGCAGCCGAGACCAACACUGUCAACGGUGUGGUACUACUCUAUCAGGAGCCACCCGAGGCCUCGAUGCCCACACAACAGUGGAGGCUAUACACCUUCAAGAGCGGGGAGCCACAUGGGAAGCCCCUCUUUCUUCACAGGCGAACGGAGAAGGAGGGCGCUGAUGGCAUGAUGGUGGCUGCGGUGCGCCCCUAUCUCAUGGACCUGGGGUCCACCAACGGCACAUUUCUGAAUGGCGAGCGCCUGGAUGACAAGCGCUUCUAUGAGCUUCUGGAGCAGGACAUGAUCCGGACGGGGCCCCCGCCCCCCCCCUUUGCAGGCUGCGGUAAGACGCUGUUGGCCAAGGCCAUCGCCAACGAGUGCCAGGCCAACUUCAUCUCCAUCAAGGGCCCCGAGCUGCUCACCAUGUGGUUUGGCGAGUCGGAGGCCAACGUGCGCGAGAUCUUCGACAAGGCGCGCCAGUCCGCGCCCUGCGUCCUCUUCUUUGACGAGCUGGACUCCAUCGCGGUGCAGCGCGGCGGGUCGGUGGGCGACGCCGGCGGCGCGGGGGACCGCGUGCUCAACCAGCUGCUGACGGAGAUGGACGGUAUGAACAGCAAGAAGACGGUGUUCAUCAUCGGGGCCACCAACCGCCCGGACAUCAUCGACCCGGCGCUGCUGCGCCCGGGGCGCCUGGACCAGCUCAUCUACAUCCCGCUGCCGGACGACGCGUCGCGCCGCCAGAUCUUCAAGGCCUGCCUGCGCAAGAGCCCCGUGGCGCCCGACGUCGACCUGGACCUCCUGUCCAAGGUGACCAAUGGUUUCUCGGGGGCAGACAUCACGGAGAUCUGCCAGAGGGCGUGCAAGUAUGCCAUCCGCGAAAGCAUCGAGCAGGACAUCCGCCGCGAGGCGGAGCAUGGCGCCAGCGAGGCCGCCGGCGAGCUGAUGGACGAGGACAUGCCGGACCCGGUCCCUGCCCUCACCAGGGCGCACUUCGAGGAGGCCAUGAAGUACGCGCGGCGCUCGGUGUCGGACGGGGACAUCCGCAAGUACCAGGCCUUUGCGCAGACCCUGCAGCAGUCGCGCGGGUUUGGGUCCGACUUCAGGUUCCCCGACGCCCCGGGGACCGAGGCAGGGACCGGCGGCAGCGCCGCGGCAGGCGAUGCCGCCCUGGCCUCCGCUGGGGCCGUGGACGACGACGACCUCUAUGCCUGA
Molecule: messenger RNA, 2859 nt
Organism: Auxenochlorella protothecoides
Lineage: Eukaryota; Viridiplantae; Chlorophyta; Trebouxiophyceae; Chlorellales; Chlorellaceae
Product: Cell division control protein 48-like protein E
Exons: 10
Coding region: 1-2859 (952 amino acids)
Biological process (GO): autophagosome maturation; retrograde protein transport, ER to cytosol; mitotic spindle disassembly
Cellular component (GO): cytosol; nucleus; VCP-NPL4-UFD1 AAA ATPase complex
Molecular function (GO): ATP hydrolysis activity; polyubiquitin modification-dependent protein binding; ATP binding
Source: RefSeq, a predicted model, not a curated record